AUGAAUGAUUCUAUUAGUGAAUUAUCUACAACAACAAAAACAUUUCUUUUUGGUUCAGGUCAACUAUUAUCAUUGAAUGAAUUUCAAAUUGAAAAAUUUCCGUAUUUAACAGCAUUGGUCUCUGCAGGAUCUUGUUUUGAUUUGAUUAAAGAUCAUCGAGGAUAUUUUUUACUGGAUUCUCGCAUCGAUUAUCAAGAUUUUUUAUUUGCUUUAGAUGCAGCUUCAUUCCAUUCAGUACGACAAAUAUUCACUAAACUACCUAAAAAUUAUAAUAUUUUAUCGAUUAUUGCUCUUUUGGAUUUUCUUACCCUUGGACCAAAAAGAAAUCCAACUCUCGAAGAAAUUAAUUCAAGUUUCUUUUGGAAUGUUAAAUUCGGUUAUAAAUUCAAUACCUAUGAUUUUAUUCAUAGAUCAUCUGAUUUUCAAGAUAUGGCUGUACGAUUUGCUUUUGCUAUUGCAAAAGAAGAAUAUGAUUUUACAAAUCAUAAAACAAUAGAUCAAAUCUAUUGGCUUAUUAUGUUUAUUCUUAGUGCUUACAAAUUCUUUGAAACACAUAUUCGUUAUCAUAUAUAUAAAAUUGCUCAAAAUUGUUUUUCGAUAUUUUGUCCAUCUUUAUUAAAAUGUUUAUAUCGACUUGAACAAAGAAUAGAAAAAGAAAUACAAUGUACAACAGAUAAUCAUUUUAAUUGUCAAGAAGAAAAUAAUGUCUUCUGGAAUUUGAAUCCAUACAAAAUUAGUUGGGAAUAUGAUUUUGAAACAUUCAAUCAGAUAUGUAACAUACACUAUUUAGGCUUGAUCUCCAGGCGGCGCAUUUACAACACUAUGAUAUUUGAUUGGCCAUGGAUACGUUGUUCUUCCUAUUUCGACUCGUCGGGUAUAAAUUUUCUCACCAUGGAUAAAAAUUUCGAACCGAUUCGUGAGACAAUAUUAGAAAAUAUGUACAAGUAUUUGUUGGAUACACUAUUACAACAAUUAUUAGUGAAAACACAUGAUAACAAAUUCAAAUUCAAUUAUUUUACAGAAAUUAAAUAUAAACCAAUCUUAGAUGAUAUACUAAAUAGUAAUAACGUACAAGUAACAAUACAGGAAAGUAUACUAUCAAACAUCAGUGAAUUGAUACCGAAAUUAGAACAACACUAUACUAAGUUAAUGAAAGAAAUACAAGAUUAUGAACAAAAUCAUGAAAUCUCAAACGAACAUGAAAUAUGGAAUCUAUUCAGGAACUUAAUUUUUGAUAGUAGUAGAUGUAAAUACCGGAAAACACAAUACGAAGCAUUAGAAUGUGAACAAACUCUGAACAAGUUGCAUGAAUAUGAACGUGUAAUUGAUGAAAUACGAAAAACAAUUCUACACGAUUUGUAUAAUCUAUUUAUGAAUGAAAUCAAAAUAUUUGUUGAUCGACGAAAGACAAUACAGAAAUUACUUAAAAGAUUAUCAUUGAAAAAAGAGUUAAAGAUAAAAGUUUCGAAAUUAAAUAAAAUACAUCAAACUACAUACUAUCCACCGCUACCGAAAGUUCAAUGCAAAUAUAAAACACGGUAA
Messenger RNA from Rotaria sp. Silwood2, 1542 nucleotides. The record is from the annotation of a GenBank genome assembly. Lineage: Eukaryota; Metazoa; Rotifera; Eurotatoria; Philodinida; Philodinidae.